This is a messenger RNA of Rotaria sp. Silwood2, 999 nucleotides long. The record is from the annotation of a GenBank genome assembly. Lineage: Eukaryota; Metazoa; Rotifera; Eurotatoria; Philodinida; Philodinidae.
AUGUCAAGAGAUUCAAAUGUUCUUGCUAUUUGGGGAAAUAAAGAUUCAAUGAAUUUAAAUUCACUUGUACUUAAUAAUAUAAUGUCGUCACAAUAUUUUAAAAAUGCUUUAUAUGAAAAAAAAACUUAUCAUGAAGUUGUUGAUGAAAUUUAUUAUCAAGUUAAACAUUUAGAACCAUGGGAAAAAGGUAGCCGAAAAACAUCCGGUUUAACAGGCAUGUGUGGUGGGGUUCGUGGUGUUGGCGGUGGUGGUAUCGUCUCAACGGCAUAUUGUUUAUUAUAUAAAUUAUAUACAUUAAAAUUAACACGAAAACAAGUUAUUAGUUUAACUACUCAUACUGAUUCACCAUAUAUACGUGCACUUGGUUUUAUGUAUAUUCGAUACACACAACCACCAAAUGAAUUAUUUGAAUGGUUUGAAGAAUAUCUUGAUGAUACAGAAACUUUAGAUGUCAAAGCUGGUGGUGGUUGUAUUAUGUCAAUAGGCCAAAUGCUUCGUCAAUGGUUAAUACGUAUUGAAUGGUAUGAUACAUUAUUUCCUCGAAUACCGGUUCCAACACAAAAAGAAAUCAUGGAAAAAUUACAUGCUCAUGGUCCAUAUAAGGGCGAUAACUUUGGUGCACAUUCAAGAUAUGAUUAUGAUGAAGAACAAUAUGAAACAAAAUCAUCAAAUGCAAUUGAUAUGCCUGAAACAUUUGGUAAUGCUGCAUCAUCAUCAUCAAAAGAUCGUAAUGGGUCUCAUAAUUAUCAUCAUUCAUCAUCAACAGAUUCUUAUCGAGAUAGAAACAAUAGAUCAUCUCGUGACGAUCGUUCUCGAUCACGUUCACUUGAUCGUCGGCGACAUCAUCAUCAACGAGAUGAUAGUCCUGAUCGUUAUAGAUCUCAUAAAUAUCAUCAUCAUCAUCGACGUAGUUCAUCACGUGAAGAUCGACGACGACAUUCUCAUCGAUCACGCUCACCUGAUACUCGUUAUCGUAACGAUAGACAUGAUCGUUCAUAA